AUGACGCUAGAAGCACUGACUUCUAGCGAGCUCUCCAGCUUCAUAGUCUACGACACCAUCUCCGCAACCAGCCACCACCACCACCACCACCACCACCAACUCUACGCAAACCCUUCGCAUGGAGCGUUCUACCCCGUCGACAAUGAAGAGAAUCUGGAGCCGGCGACAGGCUAUGCCGCCGCAGUGGCGGAUAGCCCGGGGAUGGAGCAGCCCAAUGGGCGACCGAGCUCCUCCUCCACGGCGGCGCAGGGCCGGAAGAAGCGGAGGCGCAGGCCGAGGAGCUGCAAGAACAAGGAGGAGGCCGAGAGCCAGCGAAUGACCCACAUUGCCGUCGAGCGCAAUCGCCGCCGGCAAAUGAACGAGCACCUCGCCGUCCUUCGCUCCCUCAUGCCCGAGUCCUAUAUCCAGAGGGUUCGUCUCUCUCUCUCUCUCUCUCUCUCUCUCUCUCUGCCAUCACCAUCUUCACUUCCCAGUUAACCUCUCCAUUAUUUCCACCAAUGAAAGAAGCUGCACACAGCUCCGUUCCUCUUGGGUAGUUGAGAUUACGGUCCAAAAUGCGAUCUUUCCGUAGAUUCUGUGGGAAGGCCGUGCCCUAGCCCCCUCGCUGACUGGUGACGUCAGAAGCGAAAGGAAGGCCUGCCAAACAACGCACUCACCGCAAUUUUCUCUGCAAAAUUAGAUUUUUAGGGUUUGGUUUUCCUCUUCCUCGAUUCAUCCUCACCUUCAUCCUCGAUUGAUCUGGCCAGGGGGAUCAAGCCUCGAUCGUGGCCGGGGCCAUCGACUUCGUCAAGGAGCUCGAGCAGCUCCUCCAGUCUCUUGAGGCCCAGAAGAUGACCCUACAGCAGCAGAGGAGAAGGGCCUGUGGAUCGUCGGACGCUGAGGAUGGUGGCGUGGUCACCGGCGACGGGGACCCCCCCCCGUUCGCGCAAUUCUUCGCCUAUCCUCAGUACAUCUGGUGCCACGGGACAAGGGAGACAUCGCCGUCGCCGGCGGAGGGCCACCGACUGCCGGUGGGGUCGGUGGCGGACAUCGAAGUGACGCUGAUUGAGACCUUCGCCAACCUUCGGAUACUCUCCCCACGGCGACCCGGACAACUGCUGAAGAUGGUGGCCGGUUUCCAGACGCUUCAUCUGACAGUCCUUCACCUCAGCGUCACCACCAUGGACACCCUCGUCCUCUACUCCGUCAGCGCCAAGGUAAUGCGGCUUCUCCCUCCCCACGUACGUUUCUUCCUGCAUUACCCUUCCAUUGCAUACCUCCCCCUCUCUCUCUCUCCGUUCCUCUAUUUUUCCACGUACGUUUUUGUGUGCUCAAAUGAUGAUAGAAAUCAUCGUCUAUCUUGAACGCUGAGAAACUUCACUUCUCUCUCUCUCCUUUCCUGUCCGAUCACGUUGCUAUCUCUCUCUCUCUCUCUCUCUCUCUCUCUCUCUCUCUCUCUCGAUAUACAUAUAUAUAUAUAUACCAUCCGUUCACUCUCUCCCCUCCGCUCCCACCCUUUACCUCUCGUAUGAUUCUCCCUCCAUCACUCGGUCGCUCUCUGUGCCAUGUGAUUCUCUCUCUCUCUCAGACUCAUACUCACUCUCUCCUACUUAAAUUCGGGAAGUUUUUUGAAUCCUCCGCCAGGGCUUUCGUGCGCAUGAAGCCUGGAAGAAAUCAAUGUCUCCUUGAACUCUGAGAAGCAGCUCUCUUUCUCUCUCUACCUCGCUCCCUCGCCCGUUUCUUAAAUCCCGUAAUUUCUCGGCUCCCGCGGCAUGCUCAACAGCUGCACCACAUGCUGACUGAUGCAGCAGCCCAGCAUUUCUCCGCUAUCGAUGGGGAAGAGAUGCCCUUCCUCCGUGUCCUGCUCUCUCUCUAGCCGAUCCCCCGAGGAGAUUCUCUUCUCGGGCUCCCCAUCAUCCCCCCAUUAAUACCCCGGAGGAGCUCCCCAGAGCACCCUGGAAUUCCCUCGGAAACCCUAACCAAAACAUUCUCCUCCCCUCCCGUGGUUCCCAUGUCGGGGGGGUCCCAACUCUAAUAAAUUCCAUGAUUGCAGCCAGUUUAACAGUUUUCCAGGUUCCGAUCUCGUGGCCUCCGCGGAUCAUGCGGCAUUUAUAGUCCAUCUUCCGUGUCCGGCGAUUACAGGCGGAGGGAGAGAGAGAGAGAGAGAGAGGUCCAGCGUCGUUUGACUAUGAGGAGCAGGGCAUACCCGGAAAAGGAAAUAGCCCAUCCGUCUUCUUCUUCCUCCUCCCUUGGGUCCCUCCUUCCUUCUUGCGGUGGCCAUUAAUGCAGCUCCGAGCUGUUAUUGUUACCUUCCUCCCCAUCUUCCAGAGAGAACUCACGGCAGAAAUAUUCUCCCUGCUGCAGGUAGAGGAAGGAUGUAACCUGACCUCGGUAGACGACAUCGCGGCCGCGGUCCACCACAUGCUCACCCUCAUCGAAGCAGAGGCUGCCCUCGCCUGA
Messenger RNA from Spirodela intermedia, 2439 nucleotides. The record is from the annotation of a GenBank genome assembly. Lineage: Eukaryota; Viridiplantae; Streptophyta; Magnoliopsida; Alismatales; Araceae.